This is a messenger RNA of Varroa destructor (honeybee mite), 1698 nucleotides long. RefSeq lists its product as uncharacterized. Gene Ontology annotation, molecular function: oxidoreductase activity. The record is from RefSeq and is a predicted model, not a curated record. Lineage: Eukaryota; Metazoa; Arthropoda; Arachnida; Mesostigmata; Varroidae.
ACCCAGAAAUAUUCGAACCCGUUCAGGGAUAUAAGUCUAAGGGAAAUAUUUUGUACAAAAGGUAGAUUAGAGUAGAGAAAUAGGUAACAGCAUAAACUCAUUAAGGAGGUGAUUACUUUUGGCCUAUAAAAGCCCAAUAUCGUGGAGAGUGAUUAAGUGCCGUCGUCUUGUAUUGUUGUUAAAUUUCCUGCGCAUCGCUGUUUUUCUGUGAUUCGAUGCGUAAUUGCAUUGGGAAGCUCCGAUAACGCUACCCAUCCUAUCUAAGUGGAUUACUCAACUCCUUACGUCACCGUCCGUAAACGAACCAAGGCAUUGGCUUAACAGUACACCAGCGUAGUAACAUGGUACCAGUUAAAAUGGCUCGUUUUGCGGGAAAAGUUGCUGUUAUUACCGGGGCUUCUUCAGGUAUUGGAUAUGGCACCGCUUUGCGCUUUGCCACGGAGGGUGCCGCUUUAACGUUGACUGGGCGCAAUGCUGACGCACUCGCAAAACUCGUGGAAGAAUGUGUUAAGACGGGGCUACCCCAAGAAAACAUUCUCACUGUUAAAGGCGACAUUGUAGAGGAAAGCACCAGACAGAGAAUUAUCACGGAAACCGUUGGAAAAUUCGGUCGAAUUGACAUUCUCGUCAACAAUGCUGGAACGAUUACGCUGGGCACAUGUGAGGCGACCGAUAUGUCCGCUUACGAUAAAGUGAUGGACGUAAAUGUCCGUACUCCGUUCCAUCUUACGCAAUUGGCUAUACCGUAUCUUCGUGCCACCAAGGGCAACGUGGUAAAUGUUUCAUCUGUCAAUGGAAUUCGUUCCUUCGCCGGCGUGUGCGCGUAUAACAUGAGUAAAGCCGCUUUAGACCAAUUUACAAAGACUCUUGCCCUUGAAGUGGCUGCAGAUGGAAUUCGAGUAAAUUCUGUUAACCCAGGAGUUAUUAUUACAGAGCUUCAACGUCGAGCUGGACUAAGCCAGGAGCAGUAUGCCGCUUUCCUGGAAAAUUCAAAGCGUUCUCACCCACUGGGUCGACCUGGAAACGUCGAUGAAGUGGCCGCAUGCAUUGCAUUCCUAGCAUCUGAUGAGGCAUCGUUUUGCACUGGAAACUUACAUAAUGUUGACGGCGGGAGGGGGGUACUUGGUGUUCGAUAAAACGUUUUUUUUUCAAUGCGACGUAAUUUUAUUUAAAAAGUCAAGAAGCGCGAAGACAAUUAUGUUGUGCACCCUUUAUUAUGUAAUAAGCGCACUGUACGAAGAAGCCACACCCUUAUAAAUUUGCAUGUCUGUUCUUAGAUAGAUGUUAUAGAUCGUUAUUUUAGUUCAUUUUUAUUAAUGUGAAUAAAUAGACGCCGUAAGUUUUUGGAAUUAAAAGCAUAACUCGAACAAUCACGUUUGUCCUUCUAAACAGUCGUAAAUGUCCUUAGGCAAAAAUAGAUAAAAUGACCUCCCUAAAACGUUAUAUCAAAAAUAGGAUAUAAAAGAGUUAACAAUGUUAAUAAGUUAAUUAAGCGUUUCUUUCUAGCGGCUUCCCAUAUUUUAGAUAAAUUAAUUAAUUAGAAUUAACUAACCUUUGCAACAGACUUCUCUUCUAUUUCAUACACAAACAAAAUAUUUUGUUCUUUAUCCCAUAAGAGAGUAUUCGUCAGUAAUUUAAUUACCGUAAUGGAUCCAUGUACCUAUAUAGGUGUUUUGAAUAAAGCUUCGAGUUUAUGAA